This is a messenger RNA of Lutzomyia longipalpis, 3148 nucleotides long. RefSeq names its product hairy/enhancer-of-split related with YRPW motif protein (gene Hey). Lineage: Eukaryota; Metazoa; Arthropoda; Insecta; Diptera; Psychodidae. The transcript has 4 exons. The record is from RefSeq and is a predicted model, not a curated record. Gene Ontology annotation, molecular function: DNA-binding transcription factor activity, RNA polymerase II-specific; protein dimerization activity; RNA polymerase II cis-regulatory region sequence-specific DNA binding. Gene Ontology annotation, cellular component: nucleus. Gene Ontology annotation, biological process: regulation of transcription by RNA polymerase II; regulation of neurogenesis; anterior/posterior pattern specification. Bases 975 to 2078 code for a protein of 367 amino acids.
UCAAACGCAUUCCUUGUGCGCGCAAAAGUAACGAAUUUUUUCACCCUCGCACAAAAAUGGACCAAAAGUGCAGCUCAAAAGGCGAAAAGGACGUGUAAGGGCAAUCCAAAGGAUCAAAGAGGCCAAAGAUUAUACAAAUUAAUUUGACGCCAACCUUCCACCAGGAAGCUCCCUCAGGAAAGCCUCAGGAAAUGUUAUGUUCUCAAGUUAGUAAUCAACAACUUCCUGCUACUGCUAAAGCGGAAUCAGGUGGGACAAACAGGUGGUAGGCAAAAGUUGUGGGUGGAUGUGAGAUGCUGGCAAAGCAAUGAAAUGCAAACUAGAGUGAAAGAGAGAAAAUUAAAUUUGCAUCCGUUCGACACGUGACUCAGCCAAGGAGGAACAAAUUAUUUUGUUCUUAUCUCCUCCUGGCCAGAGGAGUCUUGUGCUGGUACUUGACCGACUGAAGAGAAGCGAGGAGUGUAUGUGGAUAGCACUUGCUGCCGCAUGAGGCGCAACAGUCGACGGUGACUACCCCUUUUUUCCCCCUUUACGUAUCUCGAUCCCACCGCUGCCACCAAUUGUAGAGAGGGUUGUAUAUCACAUCCCUCUUCCCGGGGCUGUUAUGCUGUAUUCUCUCAAAUAAUAAUGUUUGGCCCUCAUAUGAAUGCGAGAAGAUGUUAUGAAGAGUAUCUGGGCAAGUGUGAGAGAGAGGGGAGGACACAUGCAUUGCAUGCGUUUGACGCACGUCCCAAAAUCAGUCGAACGGCGCUCAUACACACGAUAGGACACGUGUAGCCUGCACACGCUCUCUUUCCGCGAAGUCUUCCGCGCGCGCCUUUUCUUUUGCAAAAUCUUUCAAAAAUCUUGCAAUCUCCGCAGACGCGUGCCCCCUUCCCCCCACACCUUGAAGCCCCCACUAAGAAGUGAAUUGUUUAGUAGAAGAAAAUUUCCCUGAAAAAAGAGGGGAAGUUGUGUUGUGUGACCUGUUGGACAUGGAUCCAAUCCAUCAUCAUGCCUCCCCACUCCAUCAUUGGGGCUAUGCAGCCAGUCAGCCGCACAACACGUGGAUCCCACCACCAAACAGGAAGCUCAAGAGGCCACUGUCGGACAGUGAAAAUGAUGAUCUCUACUCUGAAGAAUCCUCCAAGGAUCAAGUCUCUCCGGGGGAACCCAACAGUUGCCAGAUGCUGACACGGAAGAAGCGUCGUGGUGUGAUUGAGAAGAAGCGUCGAGAUCGUAUUAAUUCAUCACUGUCGGAGCUGAAGCGCCUCGUGCCGAGUGCCUACGAGAAGCAGGGAUCAGCAAAACUCGAGAAGGCGGAAAUCCUUCAGCUAACAGUGGACCACUUGAAGGCGCUCCAUUCCAAAGGAAUCGAUUCGAUUGCCUUCGAUCCGCAACGCUUUGCCAUGGAUUACCACAUAAUCGGCUUCCGGGAGUGUGCAUCGGAAGUGGCACGCUAUCUAGUCACAAUUGAAGGGAUGGACAUUCAGGAUCCCCUCAGAUUGCGCCUCAUGUCGCACCUUCAGUGCUUCGUGGCACAACGUGAGCUCUCCGCGAAGAAUUCCCAUCAUGCAGCUGCAGUGCAACCCACAACGGGUACUGCGUGGUCAACACCCGGAUCGAGUGGUGGCUCCUCGUGGUCCGCCACAGGAACGGCGUAUCAUCAUGCAGCGUAUCAGAAUUAUGCGCCACAACCAACAACGUCCUCCACAUCAGGGGGGUACGUUCCACAGCUUCCAGCCCCUGUGCCACCAGUUGAUGCACUCCACGACACGGAUGCCUCAACGGCAGCCACGUCGACACAUCAAACGGAUGUGUCGGUGCAGCAUCAGGAGGCACAGCAGCAGCACUACCCGAAUAACAAUCAAGACCACAGUCAGAGCAAUGCUGGCCCCAUCUACACAGACCUCUCAAGUGCCGUCCACAGGAGUACCGCCUCAAUUCACGGCUCAGCAUACGCCCAACACUCCCACUACCCCACCGGAAGUGCCCAGAGCUAUGCUGUACCUACGUCCGGGUAUAACAAUAACAAUGCUGCCCCGCCCGGAAAUGGAGCUAAGCCCUACAGGCCGUGGGGGGCAGAGAUGGCGUACUAAUGGGGCCAAAUGGGGGUGGGUCCACACACACAGAGUGAAUUCUAAGUCGUUUCAUAGUCAUUUUUUAGCCCAGAGAGAAUGUCUAUUUUACAUAUACAUACAUACAACAUAUUAAAUUAUUAUUGAACUAGGAUAUAGUUUUACCAGGAAGGACACAAAAGGUGGAGGAAUAACCAUUCAAAGGGGGUAAGUCAUUCUGUAUUUUUCUAUACACUGUGCUUUAGCAUAUUGAUGAAAGAUUUUUUUAUUCAAAGGGUUGUAAUAAUAAAUUUUUAAAUCAGAGUGAAUUUAAUUAAUUUUUAAACUAAAUAUCAGGGGUUGAAAUUCUGUUAAAAAUCUUUCCUUUUCUUGUAAUUUGUCAAUUAUAAGAUUUUUGAUAUUCUAGGAAAAAUCUUUUAAAGAUUUUGACAGUUUCUUUCGUUCUUUUAUAAUGCUUUUAGGGAAAAUUACCUUUCUAGAGGUCUUUAAAGUUCUUUCUGACUGUUUUCUAGAACAACAAAUAAUUUGUUUUCCUUUUCUGAAACGACAAGAGAACUACUGAAAAAUAUCAACUGUCAAAAUCUUACAAAAAACUUGAAAGAAUAGAUAAGAAAAGUUUCUUGAUAGAAUCGACCCCAAAACUACAAAAAAAAAAGUACAAAAAAUGAAUUAAAAAUGUAAAACGAAUACAAAAAUGAAAAAAAAAUGUGCCACAAAUAAAUAUUAAGAAAAAGAAUUAUGUACAAUCUUCCCCUAAAUGACAAACCCCCUUGAAUUUAGCUUUAUAUAUACAUUUUUUCGAGAAAAAAAACCCACAAACACGUGCAAAGAGGACAUCAGAAAGUCAUUUGCAAAAAAUGCCAUAAAAGUAUUCUAGGAAAUACAAUAUUUUAGAGAUAGAGAGAAAAAUAUAUAUUUUAGAUAAGAAAAAAAACAUUUUAGUGAGAAAUUAAAAAUUUAUUUAUAAAGUUUUUCUACAAAAGAAUAUUUUUCCAAAAAAAAACGUAAUUUUAAGAGCAAUAAAAUUGAACAAAAAAAAGCAACAGAUGAAUAAAAUUUAAGAGAGAGAGAAAUUGUGAUUUUACACCAAG